Molecule: messenger RNA, 2718 nt
Organism: Trichoderma gamsii
Lineage: Eukaryota; Fungi; Ascomycota; Sordariomycetes; Hypocreales; Hypocreaceae
Exons: 4
Coding region: 1-2718 (905 amino acids)
Biological process (GO): nuclear-transcribed mRNA catabolic process, nonsense-mediated decay
Cellular component (GO): telomerase holoenzyme complex
Molecular function (GO): telomeric repeat DNA binding; telomerase RNA binding; protein binding
Source: RefSeq, a predicted model, not a curated record
AUGGCGUCUUCCAAUGCCCCUCCGGCGAGCCUUACUUGGCGUGACGCCCAGAAGUUGCGCAAGUAUCUUGCACGAGACAUCGGCAAGCUCCAGCCAGGAACUGGUUCUGGAAUCGACAUUUCCAAGUUCGAAGCGGUUGACAGCCUUUUGGAGAAGUUCCGCCUCGCUUGCGUCUCUACCAUCUUUCUCGACUUUGAUUAUGCCAUCGCCCAGAAGACAGAGGAACACCUAUGGCUCAUUCAUACCUCGAUCAAUGCCGAAUAUCGACGCAUCUUGGGCCGGCUCAAGCAAUCGUCCCACGCAGUCGAGAAGCGAAAGGUGGAGAAGAUGUACAACAACUUCCUGCGCAUCGCCCAUAAGUUUUACAAAGGAUAUAUCCAGCGCCUCUCCGCCUACUAUGAUAUUCCCGAGCUUAAACGAAUCGCGCAAGGCAUUGAACUUGACCAGUUGGUCGUCGAAGACACGAUUAGCCCGGUCUCGGAAGAUCUGCAGCGCAAAGUGUUGUACUCUUGCCACCUUACCCUGGUCCACCUGGGAGACUUAACACGAUAUCGAGUUCAAGCUCGCCAUAAGAACUCUGGCUACGAAGGGGCCUUGCUAUACUACGGACUGGCCCACCAUCUUCAACCCCGAUCAGGCUUUGCUUUCCACCAAAUGGGAAUCAUCAAUCUCGAACAGGGCAAUCAUCUCGACGUGGUCUAUCACUUUUCCCGCGCCUUGGCCGUGGAAAAUCCUCAUCCCAAUGCUCGGACCAACUUGGAAGCCGAGUACAAAGCGGUUCUAGCUCCAACUGGACCCAAGUCUAGACACAAUGUCACUGCACCACAAGACCAUUUCACAAUGUGGUUUGUCAAGCUCCAUGCCUACUUCUAUAAAGGCGAGGCCUUUCGUCCCCAAGAAGAGUUGGAAGGCGAAGUGAUGCACCGACUUGAGAUGGCUUGCCGAAAUCCUGACUCUUCCAAUGUUAUUCUCAAGAUGGCACAGGUUAAUAUGCUGGCACACUGCAUAGCCUCUGCUCGAUACACAGAAAACCAGACGGAAACUUCCAUGCACUUUUACCAAUACGCGCUUCGCUUCAACGCCAAAUUUAUGCAUACUUUUUGCAAAGUCUUUUUGUCUGAGCUCAGAGAGGCUCUUUCUAACGCCGAGGGCUUUGGCUUCAAACACCGACUGGAUAAUUCCGAAGAGUCGCAGACACAGACUUCCGUCAUUGAAGCACUUCUCCCUGUUUUGCGUGUAUAUGGUAUGUGGCUCGCAGCCCGCCGCACCGAGAUUUCCACCGUCGCGGAUGUCUUUGGAGCAAUCAUUCCAGAGAUGAUUCAGAACAUGUCGAGAAUCGCCACUAUAUUCUCUUCGGAAUAUUACAGCCUGGAGAAUUUGAAAACUUGCCCAUAUUUGCUUCCGGAAGAUAUCCAAAACUUGGGUUUCCAACCACUCAACGAAGAUGAUCUACCCGAAGAGUGCAGAGUCUACUGUGACGAGGAUGGAGACUGCAAACCUUACCCUCACGCCCUCGAAGAAGGCUGCGGUUCGGCAUCGAGUGAAAGAAUAGGAAGAAUCUUCGACGUCCUCCGCUGUGCGUAUUUCUUGGCCAGCGACGACGCAUUUCCUAUGACCUAUAAAAUUGAUGGAAACUUCCUUAUUUUUCGUUAUCAGCCAGUUGCCGAGAAGCCACAAGCUCAACAGAAUCCGGAAGACGAUACGACGUCGGUUGCUAGUGAAUUGGAAGCUGUCGAUAGAGAAGAGUCAUUUGAAACCAAGAUCAUCCCCGAUGCCCUGGCGAUACCUGAGCUGGCGAUCCCCGAGCUGGAAGCAACAGAGGUGGCGAAACCUCCGGUAUCAACGCGACAGGAAGCAAGUCGACUUUUGCUGAACGAGGAUGAUGAUAUUUAUGAAGACUCUGAAGCUAUGAAUCGGGGCGCUGAGACAGUUCUCGAUGUGGUGGCCCCUUUCUUGAGACCACUUACUCCUGUUGACGAAUCUUCAUUCGGAAUGCAUACUUCCACUGCAAACGAAGUAUUUGGCUCACUCAACACAGAAGCCAGCCCCACGGAAUCUAUCACGUCGGGGAAAUUUGCGCCUCUUCCUUGGGCUUGGUUCGGCACGCCAAAUCCGCAUGGCGCUCGUGACCCGGCACUGCCUGUGAGCCAAAGCGCCCAGAAUGUUCAGAACGUUCAGAACGGCCGGAAUGGCCAGAACGGUCGCCGAAGCACAAGGCACUCCCCUAGUGCGUCUAUGGCAGCAAGCCAUCUUCUCGAGGACCCCUUUACUACGCCUGGCCGCGAUGCACCUGAGAAUCGUCCGCGCAACAUGGCAAACGGAGUCGCCAGCCCGCCAAACACAUCUGCUCGGAGACUACAUCGGGAACAGUUGCUCCAAGCUUUUGGCAAUGGUUCAAGCACUCCACGCACAUCGUCCUUUAGCCACUGGUCACACAGUUCCAACUCCAACUCCUCGAGACCACCGGUACCCAUGGCGACAAUGCAGGAGUCGAACCAUUACCCGGCUUGGACCAACCAGUCGAGCAUUUCUUCUUUCUCUCACACGAGCAGCCUCUACCAUGGCACUCCAGCAAACGGAUUGCAGUACAACAUGCAACUUGCUGUUGACCCGAGCCGUGUACUUCAAGAACCAAUAAAUAACCACUUUCAAAUCGAUAAGACGACAUCGAAUUACAACAACGCCGUCAUGAGAUCGGCAUACCAAGGAUCGAGCUAG